This is a messenger RNA of Caenorhabditis sp. 36 PRJEB53466, 714 nucleotides long. The record is from the annotation of a GenBank genome assembly. NCBI's taxonomy places the organism in Eukaryota, Metazoa, Nematoda, Chromadorea, Rhabditida, Rhabditidae.
AUGGCUCAACUUGCUAAGACGGCCGUUGCUGCCCUUUCCAAAAGACUCGUGGCUCCAACCGCUGUGGCUCGCCGCACGAUGGCCACCGAAGCCUCGCCGGAAGACUACGGAUACUACCCGGAUCCACUCGAGCACGCCACUGGACGUGAAAAGAAGAUGCUCCUCGCUCGUCUCGCCGGAGAUGACGUGAGUUCCUUGUCCAAAUUAGAAAAAAUAUUUGCGAGUGUUUGAGAACAGAUUUUCCGCCAACAAAAUAACUUCCCAAUGAUGUCUACUUAGCUAAUUGUGAACCAUCUCAUUCUGCAAAGAUACGUCUUUUCAGAAUAGAAGAUGGCACUGAACGUACUCUGUCGAAGCUUUCUGAGGGAGUUAGUGAAAUGUUCCAGAAAUUGAUUAGAAACUAAUGACAAGCAACUGAAUGGUAUUCUUUAUCAAUUCAAUUUCAGCGUUACGAGCCAAAGGUGUACUACCGUGCUGAAGCUUCGACCAAGCAGAAGCCAAAUUUGGUCCCAUCUCACUACGACUUCAGAAUCAUCGGAUGCAUGUGUGAGUUUCAUUUUUGAGAAAGUUCUUGCAAAGUGAAAACAUCGGGGUUUUGCAGGCGAACAGGACUCCGGACACGUCAACUUCAUGACUAUCCGCAAGGGAGAGCCAAAGAGAUGCGAGUGCGGACACUGGUUCAAGUCCGUUGACGCCGACCCAGAAUCCAUCUAA